Messenger RNA from Selaginella moellendorffii, 1017 nucleotides. RefSeq names its product 50S ribosomal protein L13. Gene Ontology annotation, molecular function: structural constituent of ribosome; mRNA binding. The transcript is spliced from 5 exons. Lineage: Eukaryota; Viridiplantae; Streptophyta; Lycopodiopsida; Selaginellales; Selaginellaceae. The record is from RefSeq and is a predicted model, not a curated record. Gene Ontology annotation, biological process: negative regulation of translation; translation. Gene Ontology annotation, cellular component: cytosolic large ribosomal subunit; ribosome. The coding region runs from base 47 to 781 and encodes 244 amino acids.
GUGGACAAAAUCUACCAGAACCUAGGGCUGACGUGGCUCCUAUCUCAUGGCCAUGGCGAUGGCGAGCGCCUCAGCUGCGCGAACAACGUUUCUGGACGGCGGGGGGAGCUCUUCCUUCACGCAAAAGCUUGCAUUCCAUGAGAAUGGCCUGGGAUUGAGCGCUCCACGGCGGGGAGAAGGAGGUAUGAAUCGCAUCGUGCAUUGUCGAUUGAGAAGCUUGAGGCCAAAGACGCAAUGGCCAAUCAUCCCCGAGCAGCACAAAUGGAUGUACGAGGACAAGCCCGAGCUCCAAAAGGCAAUCUGGCACAAAUCCUACUAUCCCAAGGAGGCCGAUCAUCCCAACGUGAGCAAGAAGUGGUACAUUGUGGACGCGACCAACAUGAGACUUGGCCGCCUUGCUUCCACCAUCGCGUACUAUCUCCGCGGCAAGGAUUCGCCAAUGUUUACUCCCAGCCUGGACAUGGGAUCCUACAUGAUUGUGGUGAAUUCGGAGAAAGUCGGGGUGACGGGACGAAAGAGGACGGACAAGCUCUACCGGAGACACUCGGGAAGGCCGGGAGGUCUCAAGGAGGAAACCUUCGACCAUCUCCAGAAGCGAAUACCCGAGAGGAUCGUCGAGCACGCGGUGCGAGGCAUGCUUCCGAAGAACCGGCUGGGACGGGCGAUGUUCAGGAAGCUCAAGGUGUUUAAAGGCGGAGACCAUCCCCACGGAGCGCAAAAGCCAGAGCCACUGCCGAUCAAGGAUAAGAGAAUCAUGCUGGACAUGGAGCCUCAGUUCUAGGCUCGUAACCUCUCCUCCCUUAUCUCCAGGAACACACCAACACAAAGUCCUACUGCUUGGCAAAGCCAUGGCUCUCAGCCGCCUCACCGGAGUUUUCUUCACUGGAUCAACUUUUGGUUUGUGUGUAUUCUCAGUAACCAUUUUCCUGGGCUUCUAGAAAGCUGGCGAAUUUAAAGCCUUGCAUCGCCGAUCGGCAUUAAAUUGUCUAGAAGAAUUUUCGAUUCUUUCUCUGGCAA